Molecule: messenger RNA, 2849 nt
Organism: Daphnia pulicaria
Lineage: Eukaryota; Metazoa; Arthropoda; Branchiopoda; Diplostraca; Daphniidae
Product: delta(24)-sterol reductase-like
Exons: 10
Coding region: 233-1798 (521 amino acids)
Biological process (GO): steroid metabolic process
Cellular component (GO): membrane; cytoplasm
Molecular function (GO): Delta24(24-1) sterol reductase activity; FAD binding
Source: RefSeq, a predicted model, not a curated record
CCCAUCGCCCGGCAAAACUGUAUCCAAGGGGCGCCUUAGUUACAGAGAUAUGCUUAAAGACAUUUGUAUAGUUGUCAAUGCUGGACUUUGAAACUCUGACGUAUAGGGAAGUGAUUUUCAGGACUAUUCAAUAGUCUAGACAAUCUUUAAACAUUAUUGGCGAGGUGAGACUUUAAAAGUCCACUUCUCAGUCACACGUCCCAAUUGCCGGUCCCGUUUUGGAAUUCCCACGAUGACGAGUAGCAAAUCUGAAAAUGGACAUGGUGGUCAAGAAUCCCAAACCAGCAAAAAUCCUGCUGACAAAUCUUGGCUGGCUUACAUCCUGAUUAACUACCGAUGGGUCUUUGUUUGCUUUUUCCUACUUCCCCUCUCCCUUGUUUAUGACAUUUACCACUUGGCACGCAGCUGGAUUAUUUUCAAGCUCAAUUCAGCUCCCAAGAAGCAUGAUGAGCGUGUUAAAUUUGUUCAGAAACAGGUAAGAGAAUGGAAUCAACAAGGUAGAAACACUCCCAUGUGCACAGCUCGUCCAGGAUGGCAGACUAUCAGUUUCAGGCAGCCCAAAUACAAAAAGACUUUGUUCAAUGUCAAAGUCAAUUUGAUGGAUGUCUUGGAAAUUGACACUGAAAGAAAAACUGUUCGUGUGGAGCCCUUGGUUUCCAUGGGACAGCUCUCGGCAACUUUAAAUCCACUCGGUUGGACGAUUCCCAUUCUACCAGAAAUGGACGAUUUAACAGUUGGAGGAUUAAUUAUGGGAACAGGCAUAGAAACGUCGUCGCACAAACACGGCCUAUUUCAGCACAUUUGCGUGUCUUUCGAACUAGUCGUAGCCGACGGUUCUGUCGUUAAAUGCUCCAAGGAGGAAAACAGUGAUCUGUAUUAUGCGAUUCCUUGGUCGUAUGGAACUCUGGGAUUCCUGACCGCCGUCGAAAUUGAAAUUGUUCCUUCGUUGCAAUUUGUGCGAUUGGAGUACAAAUCGGUAAGCUCACUGGACGAAGCUUGCCGCGUUUUUGAAGAAGAAACGCUGAAAGAAGAAAACAAUCAGUUUGUAGAAGGACUCAUGUUUAGCCUAAAUCGUGGCGUUAUUAUGACUGCAAACAUGGUCAACUCGGCCGAACCGGGCAAGCUGAAUGUCAUCAGUAGGUGGUACAAGCCGUGGUUUUUCAAGCACGUUGAAUCAUUUUGGGGCCUUGAAGAAACUCAAGUCGAAUAUAUUCCAACACGUGAUUAUUUUCACCGCCACUCACGAAGCAUCUUUUGGGAGAUUCAGGAUAUUAUUCCAUUUGGAAAUCAUCCCGUGUUCCGCUAUUUGUUCGGGUGGAUGGUGCCACCUAAAGUCUCGCUACUUAAAUUGACUCAAGGAGAUACUGUCAAGGAACUCUACGAAAAUAACCAUUUCAUUCAGGAUAUGUUGGUUCCCAUGUCUACCUUGAAAGAUGCUCUUCUUUGCUUUGAAAAGGAAGUGAAGAUCUAUCCUGUAUGGCUCUGCCCUUUUAAACUUCCAAAGGCACCUGGAAUGCUUCGCUCCCCCAGUGGUAAGCAGGAGCUGUACGUUGAUAUCGGUACUUACGGAGUACCGAAAGUGCGUAACUUCCAUCCAGUUGAGACAACCCGACGAGUGGAGAGUUUUGUUCGAAGUGUUAAAGGAUUUCAGAUGCUUUAUGCCGAUUCUUACAUGACUGAAGAGGAAUUCCAUUCCAUGUUUGAUCACACUCUUUACAAUCAAAUGCGGAAGAAAUAUGAUUGUGACAAGGCUUUCCCUCGUGUCUAUGGUAAAGUUUCCCGUGUAGCUCGAGAUUAGCGCGUGCAGGUUAUUCAUCCUGCCGUUGCACCUGUGAGUAUCGGUUUUGCUGUACUCAUGAUUUCAAUCUUUUGUACUCGAUGGCAAUUUUACAUAUUCAAUAAGUAGAAUAUACAAUCACUGUCAAGUAUAUUUCAAUGUACUCAUGUAGAAAUACGCCACAAGCUCACAAAAACCUACCCUAAAAUAAUUUACUUUGGUGUAAACGAAGUUUUCAUUCAUUUGCUGCAAUUUGGCAUAUGCCAAUCGAAUCAUAAGGAUUUCGUGCAGAUCAAACUGAUUUGUAAUUAAAUAGCUGUGAUCGGUCACUUAAACAUCAUCGAUGAGAAAGGUGAAGUUGCAUUUUUAAAAUGUUCAAAAUUCAUUUUUAGUUUUGCUAUAUCUUUUACAUUAUUAGUAUUGAACAUAGCUACGAUGUAAUAUUAAAGAAGAAGACUUCUAAAAAGUAUAUAACAAAGAUAUAAAAAAAAUAAUUGUCAAAGUUAUGUUAUGUAAUUAAGAAACCAGGUGUCAACUCUUCAGUGUUCUUCAGCCUUUAUUGUGUUUCGUCAGGUAGUAGUCAAAGUCUGCUUUAGUUACAAUACUUUCACCCCCCAAGGAAUCUGGCAGGAAUGGUAUCCUUUUCUAAAAUGGCAUCAUUGUAAGCAAUAGGUAAUUUUAUUAUGGGUUAAACUGCAGUACACAUCACUCCAACAUUUUCUUUGAGUUAUGUGUAGAUCUUUUUAUUGUUCAAGAACACAUUGAAAGUGUUGAUGUCCUUUGCAUUUUGAAGUAGAAUAACAAUAUUUACUCAUUUUAAUUAAUCAUUUUGAAAACAAGUAAUGAAAGUUUAAAUAUAUAUUUAUAUUAUUUAUAUAUUUAAUCAAAAUCAUUGCUUUUAGUCAUUAUUUUGCACUGUGAUAGAACGAUUUACCAAGUAAUCCUUUUCUCGACGAUUUUUCUCCGAUUUCUGAUAGUACUACCAAUCAUUAGUACACCAGCAGUCAGGAAUAAUCAAAGAAAGAAAAACUGGAUACUAGGCGUUCUAUCCCACCGCCGCAUACAAAAGAAA